Oxyura jamaicensis (ruddy duck) is the source of this 8135-nucleotide messenger RNA. It is a transcript of the gene IGFN1, whose product is annotated as immunoglobulin like and fibronectin type III domain containing 1. The coding region runs from base 386 to 7258 and encodes 2290 amino acids. NCBI's taxonomy places the organism in Eukaryota, Metazoa, Chordata, Aves, Anseriformes, Anatidae. Gene Ontology annotation, molecular function: protein binding. The transcript is spliced from 27 exons. The record is from RefSeq and is a predicted model, not a curated record.
CUACUAGAGGGAGAGGGCGAGAGAGAUUAAGUGUGAGAGAAGGAGAGGCAGAAGUUGAGACAGGGAGCAGCUGAGGAGGAUCCCAGGGACCCAGCGCUGAUCUCACAGCUGAGCACUGACUGCAGAAAGGACACCGGAGCCGCAGCUUUGACAGCACUCUGAGUAGAAGAGGACCUCUUGGGAGACGUGUAGUAGAUCGUGGCAUCUGUGACAAAGAGACCUCUUGACCAGCUUUGGAGAGUUCUGUCAUCUGAGUCAACGGACAAAGCGACCGUGGUCCUAGGAGGCACAGUGUUGAAUUAAAGCACGAUCAGCACAGCAGCUCAGCCUGUAAGGAGAGCCUGUAGUCUAUUUGUGCUGACCACAAGCAGCGGAGCACAGCAUCAUGACAAGCCAUCGGACAGUGAAAUCCUACAAGAAAUCUUCUGUCCCAGGAGUAAAUAUUGCCCAAUUUGUGGAUAAGAUUCCAGAAGGAUGCAGUACACCUGACUUUGAGCGGAAACCUGUCACUCUCACAUUGCAGGAAGGUAAAAAUGCCAUUUUCAGAGCAGUGGUCAAAGGUGUUCCAACCCCUGAGGUGGAAUGGAGGCGUGCAAAAGGAGAAAUGGACAAUCCUGACAAAUAUGAAAUAUUCUUCAAUGAAGUUACAAAAGAAUACAUUCUGAAGAUAAAUAAACUCACUGCAGAUGACACUGAUGUGUACCGUUGCUUUGCUGUAAAUGAAUAUGGGGAAGCUACAUGCUCUGCUGGCCUCAGGAUCAUACAAGUUGGCUUUAAGAGGAAAGCACAACAUGUUCCUGCACAGUCUGCUGAUGAAUUGAAGAAGAAGCUUCAGGACCUCAGGAAGCUGCUGAGGAAGCGGGCCCCAGUACCAAAACAAAAAACAUUGGACAAAGAAGCAAUCUUUCAACUGUUGCUACAUGCAGAUAAGAGAGAUUAUGAGAAAAUCUGUAUUAAGUAUGGAAUUUCUGACUUCCGUGGCAUGCUGAGAAAGCUUCAGGAGAUGAGAAGGGAUGCAGAGAGUGAACAAGGAGAGUUAAUUCACAGUAUCAAAAAUAUGGAACAUAUCAAGAUCAACAAGGAUGGAACUGCUACAUUUAGCCUUGAGAUGGACCUGAAAAAUAGUAACAGCAAAAUUUAUCUGCUUAAGGAUGGUGAGAGGCUCAGAUAUGGAACAGGGGAUGAAUACAGAAAGCACUACCUGAGGCGGAUUGGAAAAAAGUAUAAUUUCAUUGUCAACGAUGUGCAGCCAGAAGAUGCAGGCUUAUAUCAAGUCAGAGUGGAGGAUGUACCUGUUUUCUCAACUGAACUGGAUGCUGAAUCCAUCCCUGUGAGAUUUCAGCAGCCUCUCUGUGAUGUGCAUUGUCCUGAGGAGGGAAAUGCUGUCUUUGAGUGUAUCCUACGCAGUCCUUGCUAUGAUGCUGUGUGGCUACAUAAAACCCACCCCCUUGAGGCAAGUGAGAAGCACCAGAUCUCCGUAACCCCAGACGGUCUGACCCAUCAGCUUGUUAUCAAGGAUGUUGAGGCCUCUGACAACGGAAUGUACACACUCGACACUGGACUCUGCUCCUCAAAUGCCUAUCUUCUUGUAGAGUAUCCCAAAGGAAAAAAGAGACAGGAUGAAGGAGGUGAAAAAGAGAAAUCUGGCUGGCGGAAAGAAAGAUUGACAGAUAAAGCUAAGAAACCUAAACACGGAGAACAUCUUAGUGAUAAAGAUCAUCUUAUGCAUGCUGGCAUGGAAAAAGAUAACUGGUACAGAAAUGGCCAAGAAGGCAGUCAAGGCUACUCUACUAAUGUUGAUGAAGAAGGACGUAUAUUUCUGGGAAAAGAGGGGCUACGCAAAACCUACAGAGAUGGAACAAUGGGGCCCGGGCAGUAUUCUGGAGCAGAGAGAGAUGGGGAAUCAAUGACAGAUGAUGAUAGUAACAUUAGACUAAAAAUUUUAGGAGGGAAGAAAGGUUUAAGGCCUGUACACAGCCAGGAUUCUAUGACAGGUAAAGCAAAUACUGAUGAUAGAGCAGGAGGAGCAGUUGAAUGGUGUUCUGUGGAUGGCAGAGAUGAGGGCAUGUCGGAUGCAGUUGAUGUUGACAUGGAUGAUGCAGAAGGUAUGGACUCUUGGCAUGACAAAAAUGAUAAAGUAGGUGAUAAUAGUUCUAGAGCUGGCUUUGGUGGUAUCAAGAGAUUAGGUGCUACUGAUGGAAGUUCUGUGUUAGAUGGACUUGAUCCUGAUUCCAGCAGAGUGGGAGACAAGCAUUCCCUGUAUGGCAAGGAUGAUAUGCUAGGUAGGACUAGAUCUGGUAAGAAUGCUGCAGGUACUGAGACUGCAGGAGGAAUAAGAUCCCCCUAUAGCAAGGAUGGUCUGCCUACUGUGGCUGGUGUGAAUGGAGUCGAUAUAAAAAGAGAAGGAGAAGUAGGGGCUCCGUAUGGCAAGGAUGGCUUAACAGUUGAUGCUGGUGGUCAUGUAGGUCAGGCAGGAAGAUCUGGCUUGCUGUAUGGCCCAGAUGGUCUCCCAGCUGGAGAUGGGGCUAGAAGUGGUGCAGGUGAUGGUUCUGCAGGAGAAAUGGGCGUACUCUAUGGUCCAGAUGGUCUGCCACUUGGGGCAGAUGUUGAUAAUGCUACUGCAGGUAAAAUGGGAGGGUUUUACGGUAAACAUGGACAAUCAGGUGAACCUGGGGCUGGAGCUGGAAAUUGGGGUAGAGCUGAUGGAGCCGGAAGACAAAUGGGAUCACCCUAUCAAAAGGAUGGUCUCCCAGAUGGAGCUGGGGCUGGUGGUGCUGGUGUAGGUGGUUUUGGAGGUGUUGGAUCUCCCUAUGGAAAGGAUAGUCACCUAGCUGGGGCUGGUGUUGGUGCAGCUGGUGCAGGAGGAAUUAGCUCUCCUUAUGGAAAAGAUGGCCUUCCAGUGGAAAUGGGACCUGGUGCCAGUGGUACAGGUGUGGAUGGCUUUGGUGGUGUAGGGUCUCCCUAUGGAAAGGAUGGUCUCCCAGCUGGGGUUGGUAUAGGUGGUGCAGGAGGAACUGGCUCUCCCUAUGGAAAAGAUGGCCUUCCAGUGGGAAUGGGAACUGGGGCUGGUGAUGGUGGGGCCGGUGUAGGUGGUCUUGGUGGUGCUGGAUCUCCCUAUGGAAAAGAUGGUCUCCCGGCUGGGGCUGGUGUUGGUGGUUCAGGUUUAGCUGGUGCAGGGGGAGUUGGUUCUCCCUAUGGAAAGGAUGGUCUUCCAGCUGGGGCUGGUGUUGGUGGUGCUGGUGUAGGCGGUUUUGGAGGUGCUGGAUCACCCUAUGGAAAGGAUGGCCUCCCAGCUGGAGCUGGGACUGGUGUUGGUGGAGCUGGUGCAGGUGGUUUGGGAGGUGUUGGUUCUCCCUAUGGAAAGGAUGGCCUUCCAGUGGGAAUGGGACCUGGGGCUGGUGGUGCUGGUGCAGGUGGUGUUGGUUCUCCCUAUGGAAAGGAUGGUCUCCCAGCUGGAGUGGGUGGUGCUGGUGGAGGUAGUGCAGCAGGUAUUGGUUCUCCCUAUGGAAAGGAUGGCCUUCCAGCUGGGACUGGUGCUGGUGGUGCUGGUGCAGGUGGUUUAGGAGGUGUUGGGUCUCCCUAUGGAAAGGAAGGUCUCCCUGCUGGAGCUGGGGCUGGCACUGGUGGUGCUGGUGCAGCUGGUCUGGGAGGUGUUGGGUCUCCCUAUGGAAAGGAUGGUCUCCCUGCUGGAGCUGGGGCUGGCGCUGGUGGUGCUGGUGCAGGUGGCUUGGGAGAUGUUGGAUCUCCCUAUGGAAAGGAUGGUCUCCCUGCUGGAGCUGGCGCUGGUGGUGCUGGUGCAGGUGGCUUGGGAGGUGUUGGGUCUCCCUAUGGAAAGGAUGGUCUCCCAUCUGGGGCUGACGCUGGUGGUGCUGGUGCAGAUGGUUUGGGAGGUGUUGGAUCUCCCUAUGGAAAGGAUGGUCUCCCUGCUGGAGUGGGUGGUGCUGGUGCAGGUGGUGCAGCAGGCAUUGGUUCUCCCUAUGGAAAGGAUGGUCUCCCAGCUGGGACUGGUGUUGGUGGUGCUGGUGCAGGUGGUUUGGGAGGUGUUGGAUCUCCAUAUGGAAAAGAUGGCCUUCCAGUGGGAAUGGGAACUGGGGCUGGUGUUGGUGGUGCUGGUGGAGGUGGUUUUGGUGGUGCUGGAUCUCCCUAUGGAAAGGAUGGUCUCCCGGCUGGGGCUGGUGUUGGUGGUUCAGGUUUAGCUGGUCAGGAUGCUGGGCUGAGCAGUGUUCAAGGAUAUGGAGGUGGAGCAGGAGGAGCGGGCUUAUCCUCAGAAGGUAGGGGUGUUGGUGGCUCUGCCAUACAAGGUGCUGGGUCUGCAUAUGGAAAGGAUGGGGGGUCAGCUGGAGCCAGGGCUGGAGCCGGUGGUGUUGGCAGGUUGGGAGGUGCUGGGAGGGACUUGCAUUCAGCCUGGGGUACAGAAGGUAUGGCAGGAGCUGUUGGAAUGGGUGGGGAAUACGGGCCUGAUUCACGUCCUGGCAAAUCUGCACGAGGUGAAGCUGGAAAGAGAACUGCUGCUGAUUUCAGAGGACCAGGCCACAGAGGCUCAUCCCAGGACAAAGAAUCAGGUCAAAGGGAUAGUAGGGGUGAGGACAGAGAUUUAGGACAGUUAGGUUCCCGUUAUGGCACAGAUUUGGCUGUUGGAGGGGCAGGGGGCAAAUCUCAUAACAGAAUGGGUGAUGGGAGGAAGCCAGGUGUUUUCGGUCAAGGUUCACCAGGUUAUGAUCAGACAUCAGAUCUUUAUGGUGGACCCUCCUCAAUAAACCAGAGAAAACAGCUACCCAGCCUGGAUAUUAAAACAAAUGAUUUCUUGAAGAAUACGGAAAGUACAGAGAAAAGAAGACAUUAUCGCCUAGAUGAUCUGAGAGCACCACGCUGUCAUGUCAACAAGCAGCUAAUUGAUGUCCGAGUCCAGAAAGGGGAGCCAGCUGAGCUGUCUUGUGCUGUCAAUAAAGAAGAUGUGACAGGAACCUGGUUUAAAGAUGGAUUAAAGUUAACAAGCAUGGAUGGUGUCUUAUUUGAAAAGCAAGGUCUAGUCCACAAACUAAUUUUUAGCAAAGUGGAAGAUAUUCAUGCUGGGAAAUACAGGUUUGAAGCUGGAGAUAUAAAAACUGAAGCUUCAAUUUUUGUUGAAGAUCCUCCACAGGUUGACAAAGUUCUCCUGAAAAACUUAACAAGUGUUCCUACUGUGGCCAAGGCAGGGGAGAAAAUACAGAUCAAGAUCCCUUUUGAAGGCCGGCUGCCAGUCAGAGCAACAUGGCUAAAGGACAAAAUGGAGCUAGCAGAUGACUCAAGGAUUCGUGUUGAUAAAACAGACACCUAUACUAUGCUGUCCAUCUCCAACACUGAGAGAAAGGACCGUGGGGAUUACAAAGUCAGGCUGAAGAACGACAGUGGCAUCUUAGAUAUCGACCUAAAGGUUGAGGUAACAGACAAGCCACAGCCACCUGCAGGACCCAUGAAAAUUGUAGAAAGCUCGGCAAAUGAAAUCACGAUUCAGUGGAAAUCCCCAAAGGAUGAUGGGGGCAAACCAGUGCAAAGCUAUAUCGUUGAGAGGCAGGAGGUAGGCAAGAGCGACUGGGUGGCUCUUGGGGAAACCCCCAGGAGCUGUACUACUUUCACUACCAACAAAGUAGAACGAGACAUGAGCUACUACUUCAGGGUGAGGGCUGUGAAUGCAGAGGGAACCAGCGAUGCACUGGAAUCAGAGGAAGUAAAGGCUGCCAGUAAAGCUACACCUGGUGCCCCAGACCCCCCUGAGAUCAUCAGUGUCAGCAAAGACACCAUCACAAUAUCCUGGAAAACACCUCGUAGAACUGGCAGCUCCCGAAUCGUGGGAUACAUCGUUCAAAAACGCAAGAAGGGUACCAUGACCUGGGUGCCAGUCAACAGUGUGCCCAUAGCAGAUAAGAAACUGAAAAUGACCGAUCUCAAGAAGGGUCUGCAGUAUGAGUUUUGUGUGGCAGCUGUCAAUGCUUCUGGUGUAGGAGAUAUCAGUGCACCGUCACAGCCCGUCUUUGCUCGAGAUUCCACGAAACCUCCAGGUCAAGUGAGGGACCUGGCGGUGACCAGCAGUGACAGCACUAGUGUCACCCUAACAUGGAAGAGACCCGAAGCAAAAGAUGGGAAUGAUGUGAAAGGCUAUGACGUGGAGAUACGGUCUUCUAACAACCUCGACUGGACCAAAUGCAAUGUUCUUCCUAUAGAGACGACCACUUACACAGUUAAAGGCCUGCAAAACAGGGAGCUGUACUUCUUACGUGUGAGAGCCCUCAAUGACUGUGGCCCAGGAGAAGCUGCAGAGCUUGAAGCUUUCAUUGAAGCUGAUUCCAGUGUUGUUUCUCCCAGGUUCUUAAUAGAUGACACAGUGAAAAAUUUCCUGAUUAUCAAAGCAGGAAAUACUAUCCGAGUGGAUAUUCCUUUUGAGGCGUCUCCAGAUCCGGAGGUGACCUGGUUAAAGGAUGGGCUUCUCCUUUCAAACCGGGCUACAAUAAGCACCAAAGAUGGUACCUCCCAGCUGCUGAUUAAAGCAGCUGAGUUGACUGACAGCGGCACCUACACCAUUGAACUCAAGAACGGGUCAGGGAAAAGAGAAACAUUCAGCUUCCAAGUUCAAGUUACGGAUAUCCCACAAAACCCUGGACCUAUUCUACUGCAAGAGAAUGUGCCAAAUGCAGUGACAGUAAUCUGGGAGCCAUCAGCAUCUGAGAAAUGGGAAAGAAAUCUCUACUAUACAGUUCUGAAACGUGAAUCACAGAAAGGCGUGUGGCACGUGGUGGGUGACCUGAUCUACACCAACAAAUUCACAUACACUACAGUGAUCCCAGGCCGGGACUACUACUUCAGGGUUGUGGCAAAAAAUGAGUUGGGAUCCAGUGGUCCAUCUGAAACUGUGCAGCCUUGGAGAAUUAAAAAAACAAAGGCUGAAGUUCAUGUCAGACCACAGAAAUACAGAGGAGUUAAUCAAAACCAGCCCCCGAGAUUCCUCGUCCCGUUGAAGCCUCAUGUGGUGACUACUGGGAGUGAGUGCCGUAUGAGCUGUGCUGUUGCAGGCCACCCACCUCCAAAGAUCACUUGGUAUAAGGACAGUAGAGACCUCUCCAGUGAUCCUGCCUAUUUUGGCACAAAUGACUUUGGUGUCUGCUCCCUGGUGAUCCAAGGGGUCUCAAAAGCUGAUGAAGGAGAAUACAUGGUUGAAGCCGCCAAUGAAUUGGGCCGUGUGUACAGCCGAGCCUUCCUCGCUAUUAAAGACUCCUCCCUGUAGCACGAACUUCCUGAAAACUCCUCUGCACUCCUAUGUGAAUGAGAAGGUUUUCACUGAGAACUGGCUUUGUACAAAGGCCACAUAUUUAUUUUCAGAUGUCCAUUGUAGUCUGAGUGUUUUCCAGCUCCAAUAGUUGCAUUUUGAACAUGAUGCUGCAUUGUAGUCAAAAUGGGGGGAAAAAAAAGCUUUAAGAGAAUUGUAUCUUUUGAUAAUGAUCACGGCUUUCCACUAUGACCCUUAAAACACAGAUGAGAAGCUUCAGGAACACAGAAGAUGAGAGGAAACAUAAUUGGCCAAAAUGAAAUUUUGGAUGGAAAACACAGAUGUGAGUGACCAUUCUGCCACGGCACUCACCUGCUGUCAGGCUGCUGCAAGAACAUUUCAUGAGACCAGAUCUCUGUGAAGCUGGCCUUUUGGCCUGUGGCUUUCUACUACAGAGCACUCAUUUUGGAUUUCACCUAACUCUCAGCAGGUUUCCUACUUCUGGUAGAAGCAGUUCUGCAUGUAUCCUACUACCAGUCGCAGCUAUGUAUAGUAUUUCCCUUAACCUCUGAGUUGAAGAGUAUCUGUCUAGUAGCUUUAUCUAGGCAAGAGAAAUUCUCAGAUGAGGCUAACACAAAGUAGUGCUCCUGGCAGUGAAAAUGCGCUGAUGAGAAUGAAUGGAAAUCUAGAACCAGUUAUAUUUGAGCAGAUCAAUGCUGCACUCAAAGCUAUUGUAGCAAGUGCCAUAAAAAAAAGGCUGCAGCAGUGCUGAACUACCGCGUUAGUGUCACCUUUGAAAUGUAGCUGCCCCCUCAAUGUUCUUUUUGUUUAUAUUUUGUACAAUGUUGCACAGACAUAACAACCAUGAAAUUAAACUAUAGUUCAGUAAAAUCUA